This is a messenger RNA of Dissoconium aciculare CBS 342.82, 1215 nucleotides long. RefSeq lists its product as uncharacterized. The record is from RefSeq and is a predicted model, not a curated record. Bases 1 to 1215 code for a protein of 404 amino acids. NCBI's taxonomy places the organism in Eukaryota, Fungi, Ascomycota, Dothideomycetes, Mycosphaerellales, Dissoconiaceae. The transcript has a single exon.
AUGAGAUCAAACUUUAAACUACUUGUGCAUGCCGGCGCACCUACAAGCCAUGCCGACGAUGAGCGAUACAUCGCGCAAGCACGUGCAUACCAGGCUCUUCCAGAGGCUGCAUAUUCUCGAAUUGCCCUGUCGACUGAUGCGGCAUCGCCCCAUCGCUCUGCUCACGACCAGAACGUUUUCGAUGUUCGCGAGUCAUCAGGCGGACAGAGGCAACGUCCUAUACCUGUAUUCUUGGAUGAUACGCAGCUUGCCAUCGGCGCAUUGGAUAGUCAAUGGUUGAAUGCUGCUGCGCUGGCUCCGCAUGGCUUGCGUCGGGCACCUGCAAAUUCGACACAUCCGAACACGGCUCGCCAGGAGGAUGGCCAAUUAACAGUCACCACCACACACAGGCCAGAUGAAGACUUGACAUUACAGAAGCAUGCUGAGGCCUCAAGUCGUCGGGAAGAGGUGAUUUCAGCUACAGAACGGGCAUAUUCUGACCAGCGUUCUUGCCAGGACCACAACGACGUGACUGAGGGGAACUCACAGUUGCCUUCUUCAUACUCGUUAACAGACUCCGAGGUCUCAAGAGCCCGUCCGGCAUCCCCACAGCGCUCCCUCAGCGCACUCGACCCUGUGUCUGCUACGCCUGAGGUUUUGCCCGAAGCUGCACCACCCUUGCUGAGGGCCCACAGCUCUCCAGCGAAUGUGACCACGGCUGCGACAACCGACGAGCCACACACUUCUGUAUUCCGAUCGCGUUCCAUCCGGCCACAGAAUCCGCCGACUGCGCUCGCCAAGUAUACGAGCCACGUCACUCCCGCUCUGCGUCUUCUUGAACAAGACGAAUCAGUAACGGUGUGUUAUAAGCCCUUGUCCAUGACACGGCAGAUAGAUUCGCUGGAGCGUGGUCACUGGCUUGUACAGUGUGGUGGCUGGCCGCGGAACGUAGAGGAAGAAUUUUGGAGUACCUUGGAGACUGUCGUUGGGAACGGGAGUGCGGGUUGGGGCGUUUGGUGCUCACAAGAAAGUCACGAUGUAAUCAGCAGCCAGCCUCCUGAGAAUCCUGUGGGAUCGCCGCAGUUUCUGCCGCCGCUCCGUGUUUACUGUUGGGGAGAGGUGGUCAAACAUGUGUAUUUGCUGCUGUACGUGGCAAGCAACAGCAAAGUGCGGCGGCUUGGCUUGCAGUGGAUCGAUGCGGAUGGUGAGGUCGUUGUUCAAAUGAGAUCAGCGUGA